Motacilla alba alba is the source of this 30657-nucleotide messenger RNA. RefSeq names its product phosphodiesterase 7B (gene PDE7B). The coding region runs from base 24445 to 25965 and encodes 506 amino acids. The record is from RefSeq and is a predicted model, not a curated record. Gene Ontology annotation, molecular function: 3',5'-cyclic-AMP phosphodiesterase activity. The transcript has 14 exons. Lineage: Eukaryota; Metazoa; Chordata; Aves; Passeriformes; Motacillidae.
AAAUUCCACUGUAUCUUGCCUUUUUAAACAUCUGUAAUAAUGCACCUUUCUCUGUCUGAUACUGACUCUAGAAUUGCUGAUAUUAAGUCUGUAUCAGCACUGUUUCUCCUUGUUUCCAUCAAGUCUUGAUAUUUUGACCCCCCAGUAUUUUUACAGAAGUUGUUCUUUAAAAAAAUUAAUCUGUUAAACAUCAGCUGUACUCAGGGGCUUGACUCCAACUUUACAAAGAUUUCUUUACAAUGGUUGGUUGCAUGUCUGUGGUGACAUAAAGGCUGUCACCAGCAUCAGGAUAAAGGUUUUGUAGGAGACAUUUCUGUGAAAUUUCAAAAUGAGCUGCUAAGAAACUCAGGAUUAUCAUAUUCCUCAACACUUCCCUUUCCAAGUGCAAGAAAUAUUUCUCCCAAUUUUUCAAAGAAAUCAUCACAUGUUUAAGAGAGAGUAAUUGAGACUGCAAAUGAAAUGUAACAGAUACCACAGUUCUAGUUUAUAGAGUACUGGAAAGCAUUCACCCUUGAGAAUGAGGGACAAAACAGAACAAAACCUAAAAAGACUGUUGGAAAGGUAGAGAUUUGCCCAUUAAGAAAAAGAAACAAUGAAAAUCAAUGAAAUUUUUUACUCCAGAAUGUUUUUUAACCUCAGUGGUUCACCCUGUGACAUCCCAUUGCAUGCGAUUAUCUGGGCGGUUCACACAGUCUUUGAGAAUUUGUUGUGGCAAUUUUAUUUGGUAUGUGAAAUAAAAGUCAUUGUGACAUUACCUUCAAAUAAUGUGUUUCACAAGAGCAAGAAUAUGCUCAUUCUUUUUUUUUUUUUCAUAUGGAGAACUGUUAUUUUAAUUGCUUUGACUGUUUUAGAUCUUGAACAAUGUAUUUAAUUAUGUGAAUAGCUUUGCAUCUAGGACUGUUUAAAUACUGAGGAAGUGCCAAUGUCUCUGCAGGUUUUGACAAUACCACUGCACAGUACCAACAAUUGAUUUCUCAAUUACUCAAUCAUUUUUAGAGAGUCUGUAUGAUAUUUAGGCAAUUGUUGCUUUGGAAAACUGGCAAAAUAUAUCUAUGGAUUUGACGUGUUUCUAUGCCCUUCUAUAUUUUAUAUCAGUUUGAAAGAUUUCACCUAUUAAUUGUUAUUAAAUACAGAUAUGAAAAAGAAAUUAGGAUCUAACACAAGCUCAUAAGGUGAAAGAUCAUGUUUGUGACUGGGUACUUAAGCUGUCAGGGUAUCCUGAAAAACUGCACAGUACAGAUAACUUGGUAGACACAAUUGUCUUUUUAUACAUGAAAGGAGAAGACUGCUUGGCUUCAUAGUAAUCUUCCAUGUAUGGAAGAGGGCUAUGUUACAUAAAGAAAUUGUUUCCAAUUUUAGGAUUCAGCUUAUAUCUGAGUCUAAUAGUAAGAAAAAUUCUACUCUCCUGUUUUAUCAACCAGGCCUUGCUGGUUUACAUGUUUUAAGUAAAUUCUGUGUUAAUAUUCUGACAACUAAUUUCUACUGCAUUUUACUUUGAAGGGACAAAUAUCUAACAAUUUCUGGGAUUACAAAGCCUUUGCCAUAUCUCCAAACAAGUAUAUGUGCAUAAAUCAAUGAAUUUGGCAGAAUUAUGAAUUUGGCAGACAUCUUCUUGUCGCUAGCACAUCAGCAAAUCAGGCUAUGCCUUUGUCUAGAUUCCAGAUUCCUAAUCAUUCUGAAGAAAUCAGUACAAAUUUAAAAUAAACUUGCCUACAGGCACCUGAAAUUAUUGUAAGUAAUGAAAUAGGCCCUAGGAACUGUAAUAGUUGUUCUGAAAUUGUCAUUUGUUUCUUACUUUAAAGACGUAUAUUCCUCUCUCUCUGCUGUAGUCUUUUUUUGCUUAAUCCUCUGAUGGCAUCUUUCCCUUUAAGUGAUUACCCUUUGCAUCUUCUUGGCACCAGGUUUAUUUUCAGCAAGCUGUACUCAGAGUGCUGGCAGCCAUCCCAGGGAAGCUGCUCUGCCUCAGUGGCAUUUGGUACAUGGGAAUUCCAGAGUAAGGAAUGGGCAAAGGUUACCACGUGUUUUACAUCACUCUGAGAAACAUCAAACUAGACUAUUAGUGUUUGACAACAAACAAUGCAUGAGGCCUUCAGGCAUUGUGGUCUGUCUAAUCCUUUAUUUUCCCUUUCCUUGUAGCUCCACUCAUACCAGCCACGUUGGAAUAUUACGUGUGCGUUUUUUCUUGUAAUAUCACCCCAUGAUGUAGGAAGUCCUGAUCAAAGAUGCAGUUUGACACAGAAUAAUUUAAAUGUUAGGAAAUAGUUUAACUCUUCUGAAACAAACCAAUGCUUAAUAAGAUUUGGAUAGUUGUACUCCCAGACUUUUCCUGGACUUUGCUGUUUUAAUAUUCUAGGAGUCUGAUUUCAGCCUGGAAGAUGCUUUCCUUGUAUGUUCCAAAGGCAGACAAGCAAAAGCUUCCUUUGCAUGGCAAAACUUGUUGUUUAUCAUAAUCAGAAAUAUCCUAUCAAGAAGCAAAAAAUGCACAGAUUAAAUAUAUAUAUAUAUGUUGCUGAAAAGAAACGGCAGAUCAGUUUCCACAGUUGUGUUUCGUAGUGAAGUUCUAGUUGUAGCUCUGCCUGAUGGAAGUUUAGCCUACAGACCUGUUUAGCUGUUUUCUGCAGGCUCCUGAAAGCUGCUGGUGAAUCAAGCGAGCUGCUGCCUGGUUUUCCUGCCUCCAGACCAUUCCCUGAUGCAUGGUCUGCCUGGCUGUGCCUCACGGUGUGGGUGGCAAGUCACCAAGAUCACCAGAUGGUGCCAUUGGUGACCUUUGCUUGCCCUAGGUGACAGUUCCUGGGAGCUGCUCUGCCCAUCGCACAUGUGGCUGAGGUCUGAUGUGCCAGGCUGUGUCACUGCUCCUUAUCAGCUGUGUCUGCCUAGUGUUAUUGGGGGGAUUUUUGGGUUUUUCCUGAUGUGACAGGUCCUGUACUAGUGACUUAGAGUGGUCGGGUGAAGAACGGUGUUUGCUGAGUAAUGUCAGAGAUUAACAUUCACUAAAAUAAGGAUGGUGAAAGGAAUAAAUAAAUUAAAUGCCAGGGGUGAACACAGAAAAAACUGAAGUGGGCUAUUAACUUAAACUGUACUGGUGAUUGAUCUUAGAUCAAGCUCACUAGAUUUGACUCAUACUUGAUCCUUCAAUAUUGAUCCUUAAUACUUACACAUAGAAAAUCACAGGCCACAAUCUUAAUUUUCAUUGUUUUAAAUAAGGAAAAAAAGUUCUCUGCUCUUUCAUUUCAUGAUAACACUUUGAAACUAUUUUCUUCCCUAAAAUACAAGAUUUUCUAAAAAUUGUAUGAAGCUAUCUGAAGGAAGAUUUAUAGCAAUAUAAAAAUACCAUCAUUUAAAAUGCAUAUUUAUUCAAGUCAAUGUUAUGAUUAACUAGGCUAGCCUUCGAGACCUACUUACUUCCAGAUCUCCUUAUUAAGUCUUUAUAAAUGGAUUUGUUACUUACAGCAGAAGAUAAUUUAGAAUGCAAAUGGGAAUUUUUACAUGAAUGACCUGAGAAUAACUCUUGUAAAAACAAACACCACUAGGCAUAGAUUCAGUACGACAAAAGAAAAAGUUACUGAGCCAUAAUAUCUUCUUCUGGUACAACAGGUAGGAAGUCUAAAGUGCUGAUUUUCCAGAACAGAGAAUAAACAACUUACAAAAAUCAGAUGCAAUAAUAACAUAACAUCUUGCUACCUCUGGUUUUCUGUAUGCACCAUAGCCAUGUCAAAUUAGCGUUUCUGUAGCUGUUUAGGAACACUCACUUAAUUUGAAUACAAGUGUCAAAUGACCGUGUGACAGUUUGUUAAAAGACCAAUCCACAGGAGCCAUCUAUUGCAAAGCCACAGGGCCUCCCUGUGCUGUUCAGGUUCUGCAGAGAGUGCUUUCUUGCUUCAUUUGAUUCAUUAUUUUGAGGGUGUGAAAGCUGUUCUUACUGUGAAAAAACUUCCGGGUUUUUUAAAAUAUAGUCUUAUCUUAAGUGAAGGAUGGAUUUGAAAACUAGCAGGAGAGAGUAUAAAUUCCAAGUAAUUAGUAUCUGAAGGCAUGUUUCCUACCAGAAAGGAGUGAGAAGGAAACUGUAAUAAUGUGUGAUGUUUGGAAAAGGUAAGGGUACUAUAUCCAUAUAUGAAGGUUUGAAUUUGUAUUCUACAGGAUCAGGAAGAAGUUUUUGACUGCCAGCACCAAGAUGCAUGGUAUCAAGAUGUAAAUAGACAUCUUCUGUCUUUAUGUGAAUAAAACAAUAUUGCCCAUUCCUAGAAAUCUGCUAUCUGAUUGAACACUGGACUGCUUAAUUCUGACAUACAGAACCAUUUGACAGCUAAACUGACUCUAUUCCUAUUUCAAUAUGUGAAAUAAAAUAACAGAUCAAUGCUUUUUUAGACCAGUGAAUUUUUCUAUUGUGACAAAGCAGAUUCUUCUUUUUUUAACACCAAAUUUUGUCAAAGAUUUCUAAAUUAUUUCACAGUAUCAUAGCAAAGUCUAGCUUUCCUUUAAAAUGCAAAGCCAAAGACAGAUCUGAAUGAAAAGAAGGGAAUAUUAGUUUCAUUUUCCCCGUGUUUUGGCUCCCUGUCUAUUUACUUGCAUUGCAUCUAUUCUGUUUCCCUCUGCCAUCUCCAUUGCUCUAGCUGCUGUGUGAUGAAGGUGACACAGAGAGAAAGGCACUGCUUCAGUCAUUUAAUUGGAAACAAAAGCCAAGUGUAGCAAAUUAAAGAGAAGAAGGGAUAUAAGCAUAUAAAAGUAUGAUUUGAUAUUUGCAUGGCUUAAUUGUUGCAUAAACUGGCAUCUAAAUUUUUGUAUGUUAAAAUGAGCUAAUGAAGUAUGAAACCUUUUCAGAUAUAAAAUUUUUUUCAGUGAUGUAGAUGUUAUCCUUUAUAUUUACUUCAGAGAAAAAGCAGUUUUAUUCUUUUUGGAGAAUUCAAACGAUACUUUCACUAGAAGUUACUAUUUUUUGAUGCAUGCUGGCAAAGUUAAAGAGUUGGCCUUUCUUCAAAUCAGUCUUGAUUCAAUCUAAAAAUAACUUUGUAGGCCUUCUUAAUUCAUAGUCCUUAAUGACAGCUUCUACUGAGAGCCUUAGAGCUUCACAGUUUAUUAACAAUCCAUGCUGUGAACCCACAUCUGGAGCACUGCAUCCAGUUCUGGGCUCCUCAGUGUAAGAAAGACAUGAAGUUGCUGGAGUGAGUUCAAUGAAGCACCACAAAGACGAGUAAGGACUGGGAGCAUCUGUCAUGCGUGCAGAGGAUGAAAGAGCAAGGAGACUGUUCAGCUUGGAGAAGAGAAGGCUUGGUAAAGAUCUUGUCAUUGAGUAUGGAUAGCUGUGUCACUGAGUACGAUGGAGUGUGUUAGAGACAGACAGGUUAUGGACCAGGCUAUCUCCAGAGGUCCCUUCCAACCCCAAACAUUUGGGGACUCCAAGAAGGACACACAUAAGGCUUCCAGAGUGCCAAGCCCCACAGCUGUGAUAGCAGGCACCAGCUGGAAGAGUAAAUGCCAGUAAUAUCAUUUAGGGAGAAGACAGAAGGCACAUCCCUCUAUUAACAAGUUUUCUGUAGCAGGGAGGUCCAAGCCAACAAAUGAUUUCAAGUAAGUGUUGAAAUUAGUACCUUUGCUUUGUUAUCAAAACAAUGCAGAUAAUUUAUGUUUCCAUUAUCUUUCAGAAUAUUUUGAGGAUAUUCUGGAUGAUGUCUGUUCCUGCUUUUAUUAAUCAGAUCAAAUCAUCUUUCAGAACAUUUUAUCCAUUAAUUCACAUUCAAUAACAUACCCUUUUGCCACUGGGCAUUCUAGGUCAUCUGUGCUUUGAUGUUUUUCUGGCACAUCCAUUAAUUUACUCUUACAGUUCGAAAGGAACACGAUAGUAAAUGUUUCAAAUAUAACAUGUGCUUUCAGUCUGUAUUUAUGCUUUCAGAAGAUGAAUAAGAGUCCCAUUUCUUCUGAUGUUCCAAAUAAUUGCUACUACAGGUAAUUUGAAGGCCUGAUUUUGUUUAUGUGUAUGUAUGUGUGUGUACAUGCCCAGGCAUUGGUACUUGUAUCUCUUCCAAAGGCUGUGAAAUCCACAGGGAAGCCACAUUGUAAUUUGCACAUAAUUUACCUUUACAGCUUCUAAUUUUUCUGAGCAUAUCUGCUGCCUGUGUUUGCUAGAUAUAUUCAGAAGGGAAAAUAUUUCUGAUCCCACUGAUUAAUAGCUUGUAUUAGAGGGACAGGGUUAUGUAAAAGCAUCAGCUGCAUGUUCUCUGCUCUAAAAGCCUACUACCGCAAAGGUUUUUAUAACUAUUAAUGAAUCAUCAUUUAUAAUUCAGAUAUUUACAACCCUGAACAUUUCUGGGACUCUCAAUCAAAACAAAUGGAAAUUUACUACAAGUAAAGCAUAAAUCCCAAACAGUUCUCAGUUUAAGAAUAACCUUGAAAAACCCAGUACGUUGUCCCUAUCAUCAGCAGAUAAAGCAGGAAGCCUGCUUCUGUGUGGCAGCCCUGCUUAAGAGUCUGCAUUUGAAGAUGAGAAGCAACAUGUAAUUCUGUGAAUCUGAUCUCACACAAUAUAUCCCAGGUCCCUUGUUAGAGUUAUCUUUAAUUAAUAUUUUAAUUAAAGUGUAUCAAAUGAAUGUAAUGAUCUCUGUAAUAAAUCUCUUGUGAACUACGGCAGAGCCAGAAUAUCACAAUAACCAUGAGGAACUAGCGCAAGAGUAGGAACCAAAACUCUGCAGAACUUAUUAAAUCUCCUGACAUGUCCCAGUCUGCCCUGUUUGAUUAAUACAAUCAUCCGUGUGGUUCAUCUUGAUCAAGAAAUGGCAAAGAAUCUUUCAACAAAAUUAUUUUUCACUCCAAUAAUGCGGGGCUCUUAAUCUGUUAUCUCAGUGUAACUGAGUUUGAUUAGUUCUGUUCUCAAGUAAGAAUUAUUUGUCUUUUAAAACAGUCUCUUUCUAAAGCUGAUUGCUACACUGUGCUUAUUCCCAUUGUUAGGAACCUCUUUAACUUCAGUUAAAGUUACUAGUUACUAGUCAGCCAAGAAACUUCUUACCAACUAAGAAAUUGAGGAUCUGAAUGCAGAGCAAAUAGGCCUGUGGAAUUUUUCAGAAGGUGGCAUUUCAACACUGUGGUCAUUAGUAAUUUUGGCAGCAAUACACUAGAAAUAUGCCUACCUGAAACCUCUGAAAGCAAUCACACACCUAGGGGAUGGACUGACUGGUUAGCUUACUUCUUAAACUUCAUUGCAAGGUAUGGAUAAAUUGCAUUUGCCAAUUCUUGGCCGCCUGCUGGCAAGAAUUAUCUUGGUUUUGGUGUUGAAUUUCAGGAGUAUCUUUUGUUUGUAAUGCUGUUAGAGGAUGCAGCCAGUUGGAAUGUGUAAACAUGGUUCUUCCUGCCGAGCAACCGAAGUUGCGUUCAAUACGGUGGAACUGAAUGUGUUUCAGUUUGUAUGGUGUCUGCAUGCAGAAUUUGCUGAAAUUUUAAUUUCACGUGAGCAUACAUUUCAACUUCAUACAUUGAAACCUGAUGAUGGAAUAAUCAGUAUCAAUUGAGAUUUUAUUAAAAUGUUACAUAGAUUGCUUACAUUUCCUAUCCAAGUUUUUAGAGUGUGUUUUUAGCAAUAGACUGCUUGAACCUUCCAAGUGCAACUGCAUAUUCUAGUUACAGAAUAACUAAUAAAUCAAAAGGCUGUGUUGUUUGUACAAGGUUCUAUGUAAACAGGGUUUUCUGAAACAGUCAACAUAUUAGUUGGAUGCUAGUUUUGUGAAGACUUUUUUACAAACUCAUAAUGUUCUAAAUGUGGUUUUUUGAUCAAGGCUCUUCACACAUAUAUGUGACAGAAUUUGCUUUUCUUCAUUUUUCUUCUGCAAAUAUUUGUUGUAAUAACUCAGUAGCAGCAGGCCUGGAGUUAUGUUAGGUUGGGAAAAGUGAAUUCAGUGGAUAUUUGAUUUGAUGUCAUACUUGAUAAUAACAGUGAGAGGCUUACUAGUUCUUAAUGAGCCAGACUUUUAAUACUAGAGCUGUAAAAAGCUUUUAAGUCCUACAUAUCAUAUUUGUGGUCCUUCCAUAGCUGUGUUUGUCAUAUUGAAGAAUUUUUAAUUAUAAUACAUUUGUAAACUCUUGUUUGACUCCAGGUUAGUUAUUGACAUGGAGAAAUCAGUGUGUGAUAAAUAUAUAGUACAACAGUGUCUCCUUUGUUUUCCAGAGACAGAAGAAGGAGAGAGUAAUGCUGCAAAAUAGACAAAAUCAUUCCAUAGCAAGUAAAUUCAUUUUGGUAAUUUUCAGGUUAAUAAUUUUUAGUUCAUUAUUUAUUAUCUUCUUUCUUUAGUAUAAUGUUCUUCUUCUCAUCUGCAAAGCUAUUUGUGAUUUAAGUGCAGAUCCAAAGCCCAAUAAAAUACAUGGGAAGUCUCUGACUGCAGUAAACUUGGAAUCAAUUAUCUUGUCUGAGCAUUUCUUACAGGUUCCUGGUAGGAAAGAAGUGCCUGCUAAGUGUUUAUAUUGCUUCUUCCUAAUAGUUGUAAUUUGUAAAUGGCAUGUAAAUAUUGUUCUUUAUCAUAUUUGCACAACGCAGUAAUAGCAUUUUAUGCAAGGCACACUGGCUUCAUUUGCCACAUGGGACUGCAUUAACAGUGCCGGUGGCCAUGCGGCAUUUUUUGUAUUUCCAGGUAAAAAGGAGUGCCCAUGAAAAAACAAAUGAGCCCUUUACCUACUGUUGGGGCCCAUAAGAUCUCACCAGCUUUGUCGUGCAUUCUUCCAUUGCUCAUGUUUCAAUAUCACUGUUUGUUUAAAAUAAGACUUGCAGAAGGACAGUAGAAAGAAUCACUGUUGCAAUGUCUUGAGUACUUGACAGUGUCUGAAGUUUUGCAUUUAUGUGCCUUGUAGUUUGUACAGUUAUACAUCUUGGAGCUGACUUCGAUGAUCCUCAUGGGUCCCUUUCAGCUCGGGAUAUCCUGUGGCCAACUAAGCUGUGAUCAGCCUUAAACAGGAACAAGAACUUUGUUUAAUAAGGGGUCAUGGUCUCACAUUGUGUCAAAAUUAAUUAUUUCAGCCUCUUGUACCUUUGUUUCUGUGUGCUUGAGGGUUCUUUGAGCAUGUGGAUCUUUUAUAGUUUAUAGUUUACUAGCUACUUAAGAACUCCAGGUCUGAUACACUUAUAUUAUUUCUGUUACCCUAGACCCUUCAAAUGUGAACAAGUACUGUGGAUUCUCUUUCUGUAUGACAAAUACUCAUACAAGGUAAUCAGUACAAGUUAGCUACCCAUGCCUCCAUUUCCUUGGUGUCUUUAGUAGUUAUAAAUUAAUUAAUUUAUCCUCUUUUUGCACUGUAUGAAAGCAUUCUCCUAUAUUUAAAAUUCAUAUUUAUUGUUCAGUAGUUUUACCUUCAUAUUUUUUUGCUAGGCUGGCAAAAUUCCUUUGUCUUCCUGGUUUUUAUGGUGAAAUUGUUGUUCUCCUAUUUCCUCUGCCAUUUAGUAACUAUGUAAGUAGUCAAUUUUUACCUGCAUAACCUGGCUUGUUGCUAACUGAGACUGGUUAUGUUCAAGGGUUCCAUCAGAAGUAUAAUUUGUAAAAUAUGAAUCAAAGCUGAAUCCUUCUAAAGUUCUAGAGGCAUAAUCUUCACAGAUGACAAAUAAUCCUUUUUCCCAAAUCUGAGCAUACUCUUGUCUGAUUUUCCCAGGCAAUUUUUAAUGCCUGGAAUUUAGAGUUCCAAAUUACUUGUAUUAUUUUGGUAUUUAUAUGUUAAAGCACAAUUCCCUUUGAGUUCAUACUUGGGCCCUGAGAAAGUAACAAAUAGAAAUUCAUAACCCACUUUGAAAAAUAUGUUGAGCUAUUUGUAAAGCUGAUGUUUCUCAUCUUGAAAUCCCUAUUGGCACAUAUUUGCAUCUUUAGGAAGCAAAGUAACAAUCUGCCCUUAAUUAGGAGGCAUAACCCAGGAACUCUGUGAGAGCAGCAGGAACCAAAUGAUGGUUAAUCCUCAGCACUGUCACUGACCUGAUAAACCAGGCAGAGGUUCAGUGGGAGAAAGUCAGAAGGUUGUGAAGUUAGAUUUUUUCUCAAAUAUAGACUCAGAAGAGAGUGUGGGGAUUUUUUGUUUUAACUGAAGACAAUUGAGGAUCUUUCCUUUUAAAUGCUUUGUAAAGUCUUAGUUUUUUUAAGUGGGUAAAGGAGGAGAGGUUCCUGCAUUUUUAAAGGAAAUAACCCAAACUUAAGAAAAGUGUUUCUAUCUAUUAUGGAUGCAAUGCAAUAAGGUAGCAGUAUCAAGGUUUCCACUGUAGCCAACAGAAUAACUCCUCAUCUUGCAUGGAAAUGACCUUCAGACAAAGCCAAAAGUAAUUUUCAGAAGGCUGCAAAGAUAUUUGUUGAUAGCAGGAUCAAAAAUGCACAAGGACCUCAUAAUGCCACAAAGGGAACCUGAAAGUGGACACCUUCAGCUCAUAAUUCUAGUUUUACUAGCUGCAGCUCACAAAGCAACAGCUGCAUCUACAUUGCAAAAUACCUCCCACACAUACAUACACACACAGUGUUUGCACACAAUACUUAUUUUUUUCCUUUAAUGUGUGGGAAUAAAUUAGAAUCUAAGGUUUUACUGAGAGAAAGUGUGUGCUGUUUAGUUUAGAGGACUAAUGAUAAUACAGCUCCCAUACUUUGAUCAUGCAUGCUGCAAAUGGAAGAGGGGAUCCUGCAAAAAGAACUAUUCCAGCAAAUCCAGGUAGAGUUUUACUGAAAUCUUCCAUCUUCAUGAUUAUCUUCUUCCUAUGUUGCCUAAUUGUAUGCAUUAAUUAGGAAAAAGACUGUAUAAUCAGAAUUGUGUGCUUUGAAUGAGUACUAAUGUUUGCAUAUUAUCUUUUAAAAAUUGUACCAAAAAAAAAUCUGAAAAUUCUUGCACCCAAUCUUUGUUCUGAACUUGGAAGUCAUAACAAUCAGGGUCUUGUUUGCUGUCUUUGCCCUGUGAAGAACUAGUCUAGAAAUUUCUCAAGGGAAUAUGAUUUUCUAUUAGUACCUUAUUGUAUAAUCUGGAAACACUUUGAAAAUGUAUGUUGACAUUUUCUUUUCAAAGUCAUUAGCCAAGUAUUUUUCCAAGAAGGGCUCCAGUCUAAUUCACUUUUAUUUAAUUAGUUCAUCCAUUGCUGCAGCCUAAGCACCUAAUGACUCUAGGGGAUGGUUGGACUUUUCACCCUUUCUAGCUAUUAUACUCCGUGCUGUACUGUACUUACAAGUCAAGUGCAGAAUCACAUCUCACAGGCCACUGUGCUUUUAUUUCAACUAAAGAAAUUGUUCUUUUCCUCAAAUCUGACAGGUUUAUUUCUUUUAAAAAAUUGUUGUAGCAAGACCACAUGACAAAGUACAUGUGGUCUGCAAUAGUUGUUGAUAAUAAUACAGUCUUAAAAUAUUUUCAGUGCUAGUAGGAUGUUCCCUCAAGUUCUUCUAGUUUGAUAUUUCUGAAGAAGUAAAGAAACCCUUUAGAAAGAGUGGCAGGAAAUGUUUCUUCAGAUGCCAAGGAAAACGUCUCCUUCUUGAUUUUAUUGAUGUAUGGCUGGUUAAGGUAAUGCUGUAUGGCUGGUCAAGGUAUCCUCCAAAAAAUAUGCAUUGUGGAUUUGCACUGAGUACAGCUUUAUGAACUCACCUAGCUCAAAGCAGCAGAUCACAGAAGGUUACUAUUGAUUUGCAAGGUCCUGACAAGCAUAAAGGAUUCAUGUUCUGUAGUACUUGCCCCACUAAAGAUUAAACAAACAGAAUCAAUGUGCACCUUUUGACGUGUGCGUUAAUGCUUCUGGCAGCCCACUGUGUCAAUCAAUGUGACUGGCAACCUUAAAUAUACAUUAAAGGUACUUUGCUCUUCUCAGUUGAAGGAAAUGUCGACUUCAUUGUUCGUGGCAGAGUAAAGAGACAUGGAACUCGGACACAGGAACAGAAAGUCAGGUACUGCACAUCUCUAAGUGACACAGAGACUUAGUAAUGAGGUAGGCAUAGCUCUGUGGAAACAAGAAAAGUUCCUGCACUUUUACACAAGGUAAAGAAAUGACACAGAACAAGGUGGAAUAAUCUGGGAACACAUUUGUUUGGCAAAGACAUCUUUUCUACUGAAAAUCAAGCAGAGAGCUGGAAACAAAUUUCUCUGAAAAAGAUCUUUGUUAUAUAUCACCACAUUCUUAAUUGGAAGGCAAAUUUAAUUGGAAGAGGUGUUGCAGAAUUUGUUUUGUUUCCAGAUAUCUCAGGAUAUAAGACAUGCUGCAGCCAAGGGCAACUCUUUCCUGCCAGCCCAUCCUUAGCCCUGCUGGUUGCCAUUAACUGUGCAGGAGAGUGUCUGCUCAACAACAGAGACACUGUACUGCACUUCACGGUGUCCUCAGCAGCCUGUGCCAUUGAUAGGUACUCAACAUAUUUUGGCCAAAAGCUUGGAGCUGUUCACAUCUUCAAAGAACCAUAGAAUCAUUUACGUUGGUAAAGACCUUAGGAUUGAGCCCAGCCAUUUACCCAGCACUGCCAAGUCCACCACUGAACCAUGUCCCUAAGCAUCACAUCAGAAAAGAUUAGUAACAAUAACAACAAAUUAUUUCAUUGCCCUGCUCAUCUCCAUUUAUCCACUGAGAUCCUAAUGCACUAUUUCAGAGCAGUCAAUCUGUAACUAGGAGGAAACAAUGUUUUACAAGCCACUCAGUCAGUUCAAAAUAGGAUUAUAAUAUGGCGUAAUCCUUACUUACUUUAAGACUUAAGUAACAUGGUGGGAAAUAGAGUAGCAUGAAGGUUUUGAAGAGCCUGUUUGUUCAGUGUAAUUUUGCAUCUCCAUCAUUUAGAAAUGGUCUGUCAUUGAAUGAGGCAGAAAAGAAGAUAGCAAGUAAACAAGUAGCUGAAACAUCAAAUUCUUGCAGCAUACAGAGGUUUUGCACUCACAUUUGGAAUUGUAACAGCAUUGAUACAUUGACAGGUAAGCUUCUGUAAAUAAUGAAAACUGAGUCCCAUUUCCUAAACAGAAUUUGCUGAAGCUUUAAUUGUCUUUCAUCAUGACCAGUUUCUCUGUUAGAAAUGGAAUGUUUUCUCCUGCUGACAUACCUUCUGCAGAGGGAUAAGGUCCAUCUUGUUACCCUUUCUGUACAGCACGUGCUGGGAUCCUUAAGGGGCCUGUUUGAAAGGUGGUUUAAAGAAUGAGUGAUACCCAGCACUGUAGUCCCAUUUACAGCUCAACUGCCCAGCCCAGUGCUCAAGGUCUCCUUGAGAGGCAGCUGAUGGAACAACAGCUGAGUGAAGUGCUGGAAGGGAUGUUGGUGCAUUACAUUACACAGGGGACAAAUGCAGGUGAUAGGAUGAAGCAUUUUCUGACUCAGGCAGCUCUUACAUGUUCAAAAAAUGGAUCUCAAGUCCUUAUCUACUGAUGUGGGUUGAAAGAAAUCUUUUUGCCAUCUGUGUAUGACCAUAUAUUUCUGACAUCACUCUUGAUGUGUUGUUCUGAUUCCUAUGAAUGAUAUUUUGGCUGCAAUCCAAGGCAUAUUUAAGUAGAGAAAGUAGCAUAGAAGGGUGCAAAUUUAUGCUUUGCCAUAUAUGUUUGUUUAGAAGUUGAUAAAACUUCAAAUUAUUUUAGCAGAUUGAAUUCCUAAUCUUUGUUUUUUAUAUUUUUUUCAUAUAAAGAUUGCCUUCACUGUCUACUGAAUUUAAAAGUGAAAACAACUCUAAUUUACACUAAGGAAAUACUUUGAUUCUGCAUAAGUUUGUAGGUAUUUCUAUGGCUGCACUGAAAAUUGCCUAAGGUCUGUUGUGGUUCUUCUCUGAUUCAUCAUCAUCUUCUAGUUUCAGCUACAGGUGACUGCCAAUCAGAUUUUCAGAGAAAUCCAGGGUGUUCCUCUUUUCUGAUUUCUCUUUUCCAAUUCCUUUCUAAGAACUACCUCCCCUUUUACUUCCUUUCUUGUAGAAUUUAUGAUGAUUCUGCAGCACCCUCACAUUUACCCACAUCCCCGUUUUCUGUGUCAAAUAUCAACCUCAUCCUUUGUCAUAGUCAGUACAUGUUCUUGCUACAGCAUUGGGUUUUUCCUCUUUGUUAGAUUGGUAUUCUCAAAUUCUUUCAGCCAAUUUCCACAGAUACUGUGCCUAAGCUUCUGGCGCAGCAGCAUUUUCCAUUCACACUUGUUCACAUUCCAUAUCUCUGCUUCUUGUACUAGAUUUUUUCAUGAUCUCCCUGUCUCCUCCUUUCUCUUCUUUUUCUGCAUGCUGCAUCAGUGAGAUGUCAUAUCUAUGUAUUUUGCAGUGAAAUAAGCUGAUGCUGCUGCUGUUCCAGGUUUCUCCAUUUUUAGUAUCACAGCAGAAAGUUCCUAAAACUUGGUUUAUGCCAGCCUGUCUCUCAACUCUGAGUAGUGCUACAGUUAGUUCCAGGAGCACAGGUAGUUUCUGCAUCCAUACUUUGGUGCAGCUUUCUUUAAAGUUGAUGAUAGAGGCCGUUGGUAAUUACUCAGCCCAGACCUUUUCUGCAAUCAGAAAGAAAUCCCUUCAAGAUUUGUACUUGUUGGCAAUUUCACCCUUUUUCCCCAAGAACACAUUUUAGAGGUGUCAGUAAUGUAAGUGAAAGAUGGUUUGUAGCAGAGAAAGUGGUUAAGAAGUCAGUUGUACCUUUUCAUAUCAGGCUUAGUGAUUAAUGCAUUUCUUUCAAAAGCCCACAAACAGUCUGUAGUUGUCUGCCUUCUGUUCCAUUCCAGCUGUGUGUUGACAGGGAGGUUGAAAGUUCUGGAAAUAAACGAGUUUUAUGGUGCAAUUGUGAAGCUGAUGCCAGAAAUGUCAUGUAAAUUCAGAGACAAAUAUUUCUUAUAGAAAAUUGUUUCAAGCCUAAAUAAAUGAACUGCAAUGGUAAUUCCAAACAGUCAAAGCUAAAAUAGUGACUUACCAGGAACAUUUGCCCAGAAUAAAAAGGGAAGAAUCUCCCCCUCCCCCAGACACCAAAUUAGGCACUGACUAGGAGUUUGUAAUUUUUUUACACAUCGAAAAGAUAUUGAAGUACAACUGAGGAUGGAAUUUUUCCCUGUUUUUUUUAGAUGUUGUCUACCUUAUCUUAGAAUUUGGUAACAUGUUAAAGAAAUGAGGUAAAGGUUAUGCUCAGUUUCCCCCCAAAUUGUAGCAUAAAGUCAAAGGUGAAGUCAUUUCCACAGACCAAAGUGCACUCCAUUACUGAAAUGUAAAAUACCACCUAAGUGAAGCCUCCUUCAUGGAGUGAAAUGGUGAUAGACCAUGGCAUUUUAGAUUCUCAGAGAAAAGCUCACUAAAUAAAACAUCCAUCCUAGCCACAUUCCAUAUUGCCAUGGCAAGCUCAGGCCACCAGUUCAGCCAGAAUGCCGCCACCUUGCUCUGGGUGCAGCAGGGUUUGUUGAGCAUUACUGCAUAAAUGGAUUUGGCUUCCAGGUGGAAGACAAGCGAUGGAGUGCAAGAGGGGUGAUCACCAAAAAAGGGAAGGAUUUAACAGAGGUCUAGAAGUUUUGAAAGGCAUGGAUUUCACUGUUUUUGUAAGGCAGGAAUGAGGAAACACUAAAUGAGAAUGUAGGAGAGCAGAGUCAGGCAAAAAGGAAGUACUUUUUCACACAAUGCAUAAUUAAAUCAUGGAACUCCUUUCCACAGGAUGUUGAAGAGGCCAAAAAUAUGGAUAAAUUCAAAGAUGAAAGAUGCAAAUUCAUGCUGAAUAGAUCCAUUAAAUGCAGCUAGACAAAAUGGCCCAGUGGCAACCUGCUCAGGAAAUCACAGUCUUGCCAAAUUCUAGAAAGAGGACAGCUACUGUCCUCAUUCCUGCCAGGACAGGGUUAAUUCUUUUCAGUAUCCAGGAGGCAGCAUGGCCAGGACCUUGAGGUUGUUCUAUAACACUCAUGUCAUUGCCAGAGGCAGGAGCAGAAAAGACUCUCUUCUGAGGAGAAGGGAUUUGGCUGAGCAAAGGUGCCAGAGGGAGCCAGCUGGUAUUGCCUGCUCUCGGGGGAUUUUGUGUGAAUUGUUUCUUUCUUGUACCCUCCGUCAUUAGUAUUGUUGCUAUUGCUGUUCAUUUUCUUAUCUCAUUGCUGUUUCCAGUAAAUUGUUCUUAUCUCAGCCUGUGAUAUUUGCCUUUUUUGCCUCCAGUUCCCUCUCCAGAGUGCUGCAGGGGGUGGGGAAGGGGGGAGUGGGUGGCACAUGGUUUUAGUGGGAGUGCUGAUUUGGAGAACGCCUUUCCCAGACCAUGACACUUACUUACUUACCAGAGGAGCUUUAAUCUCCCAGUUCUAUUUCUUAGGGUCUUUACCUCAAUAUCUCUCCCUUGUCUUUAAUAAAAUUAUUUACAAAGCAGAAGGAUCUCUAAUGUGACUCCAAUUGUUUGGGGUUUUUUUUGCUAAUUGUGAACAGAAUCAGAACAAUUGUAGACUUCAAGGACCCCAACCCCAGAAGUCCUGAGCAGCUGUCCAGAGCAGCCCUUGGUAGUGUCAUGUUCUGCCGUCAGCUAAGCACUCCCUGGCUGAGGGAACAUGUCAGGAACAACUGGAUUUCCUUUCCUAAAGCUUUUUCUGGCUUUAGUUUUUUUAGAGCCAGCCCAGAAGAAUAUGAUCCUAUGACUAUUUACAUAUCUGCUUGGGUUGACGUUUUACCUACAUGGCAUUAUUUCAAGAAUUUUCCAUUACUUUCUUUUAACAAAAGCCAAACUCUUUUUUUUUAAAAAUCCCCUUCUUCAUGUUAUUUUUGUGUGGUUUAUAUGAAGAAGGUGGACAGAAGUAAAAAAAGGCAAAGGAUCCUAACUGUGAUCCCUGCAUAGCAUGGAAAUCAAUCACAGAAAUAUACCAUUUUCACACAGCACAACUGCUCAGUGCUAUAUUUUGGUAAAAGCUUUUACUGGAAAGGGUCUGUUUUCUUUGAAUACAUUUUUUUCUUCAUCAGAAAAUUGAAAGAAACCCAAUUUUCUGUCACAGGUGGGGACCAGACUAGUUUUGUCUCUUCUCAAGGAGAGCUCAGAGGUGUUCUGUAAUUAAACUCUGCAGAUACAAAAAUCAUGACAAACCGCUACCUUUGUUUGAAGUAUGAUUAUUUUAGUUAGUAGAAACUCUUGAGAUGCAGAUAUAUUUAGAUCUGGUGUAAGAGGUUGUAAUUCCUUGGAACUCCAUGAAGCCCCAGCUGUUUGGGGCAGUUUUGAGCCGGUCAGUGCCCUUCACCACCACUCACCACCAUGCCUUCCCAAAAUCUGUUGACUCCUUUGUCACCAGAUUUACAAAACAAAGAUCAGCUGCAAUAAAUUAUGUACAGUCAUUAUUUCAAAAUAAGAAACUGAGAGAUUUUUAAUAAGAGUGGAUGAUGUUUUGCAAAAUAUUGCUUUCAAAAUUACAAUUUUGGCCAAUGAUUUUUUUACCCAAUUCUUACUCUUGGAAAAAAAAAAAUCUUUAUUUCGGAAAAAACUCCCACAUUCCUUGUAAAGAUGUUUUUAAAUUUUCAGUUCUGUGGACUUUUUUUUCCCUAAUCUCUCCCCUUAAUCAGUUUGUUAUCUGUAAAGAACAGGAGGAGAAAAAAGCAAAAUGGGACAAACCAAGGAAUUACUGUAAUAAUGGUCUCAUGUGCAUUGUUCUGUUUCAAAGAAGAUGCAAAAAAUUAGUUUUUUUGCUUGUUUAAUGUUGUGAAAGAAAUACCAAUGCCACUUCUUGAAAAAAAUUAAUUAUUAAUAAAAGCCAUGAAGCAAAUCAGGUGAUAGAUUAAAAAAUUAUUUUCCUCAAGAAAAUAAUUUCAAAACUUUUGCCUGAGAUAUUUUGUUUGACAAGAAUUGCAUGUUAGGUUGCUAAGACAGCUUGUUUUUCUGUUCAUAACUUAACUUGGAAAUACUAAAUUUUAUUUAAUCAUUUUGGGUUUUAACAAUUCUGCAGGUUUGUACAGAGAUAAAACCAGGCAUAACAAUUUGUGCUACUGGGGCAGAACCAGAAAUUCAAAGAUGCGAAAUAGAAUCCAGUAUCAUUUUAUUACACUUGUUUAACUAUAAAAACUCAUUGUGGCACUUUCUGAUAAAAUUUCUGUAACAUCAAAAAGACCUGGAGGUUGAAGUAAUCCCAGUUAUUAACAAAUUAAACUGAAGAGCGAUGUUGAUUGUGUUUUUAUUCAGUUGUAUCACUUAAAUCUGUACUUUUUUGUAAGGAUUUGCCAUAUGUUAUUACACUCAAACUCACAACAGGAUGUUGUCUAUCUCUACAAAAAAGUAAUAUGGACACGGGCAAACAGAUGGCUGUGUAACAUAUGCAAAUGUGACCAUAAAAACUAGAUUCCUUUGUUUAGAGCCUGCCUAGAUUGCUGUCAGCUCAAUGAUGUUUCCACCCUUUUCUGCAGUGAAGCUAAGUGGGGUCACUUUGCUAUUUUCCUGAUUAACAAAGGAAUAGCGACACCAAGAAUACUGCUGUGUCUUACAAGGGCUCCAAUUGUUUCCUUUUUUUUGUUUUUUCCCCCUCUAUUGUAUUUUAUAGAUUUUAUUUUGCAUUGGUUUUUCUGCCACUGGCCUGGAGCCUGUAAACUCCAGUGUUUUUAAUUAGAGAAAGUUCUCCAUGUAUAGAUAAAUGUGGCAGAAUUAUUUUCACACAGACUUAUAAACAAGUAUUCACAUGAAAGCUCACUUAGCCUGUUACAAUCUGGAUGAUUUUCUUGCAUUCCUACUUAACCUGUCCUUGAAUGUCUGGUAACAGCACCUAUAACUCCCUUCCUGGAAAUUCUGUUUGACAGACAGCACUUUGACUCAGAGCACUUCUCCUGCUUUUACCCUGCUUUUCUCAGCUGCUGUGGGCAGUGGGUUUCUGCUGGGAUCCAGUUUCCCAUGCCUUCAGGGAUUCAGCAGAGAUCUGGUGCUAUGAUGUGUUUCUCCUAUUGUACAUUAUCAUUCCUUUACUCCUUUAUUCAUCAUACCAAGUAAAUGUCAGAAAAAUAGGACAAGGACUACUUUAUGCCUCUGAUAAAUAUCUAUACUGUGGAGCGUUAUUUUGGUACGCUCAAAAAAUAUUUUACUGAAAAGUAAUUCUUUUCAUGUUGGGGAAGCACACAAUUUUGGAUACCUCACCUCUAAGAAAUAUUUCACACAGAACUACUUCCAUCCAACAUGUCUGUGUUGGGAUAGUGAGAAAAACAGGCAGUCAUACUUGGCUGAAAAAUCUUAACAUCAGAAAUAUCUAAAAUACAUAUUAUUUCAUUGCCACCAAUUCCUUGUCAGAACACUCUUCCCUAAGAAGGAAAGUCUAUUGCAUCAGACAUUUUGAAUGGGAAAUGAGCAUGUCUUGUAGAAAACAAUAUAAAGUGGAAAAUAAACAGGUUUUCACUAUUUCCCAAUUAAUAUAAUUCAAAAUGAACCACACAGUUCACUUUUUUCCCCCCAGUCAUACCAGUUAUAUUUCUAGAAGACUUCUGCUAUAUGUUGACAUUUGUUUAUUCAGGUUCCUUAAGGAAAUACUUAAUAACUCUUAUAACUUUAAUACUUAGUGGUUGUCUUCUGCAUGGACAGUUCUCUUUUUGCUUGAAGUUUUACAAGUUUUCAUUUAAUCUGUCUUUGUACAAGUUAAAAAGAUUCUUCAUCAACGUUCUGUUUUUCUAUUAAGACUGUGCUUCAUGGUAACAAUGUGUAAAAUGUAUGUAUUACACUCUUUAUCAAGUGCUCCCCAUGUUUUCUCUCUAACAUGGGAACAGUGGCUCUCUAGCAUCCUGUUUCUGCUAUUAGAAGGAUAAAAUCAUAAAAUAAAAUAAUUUAGGUUGGAAAACACCUUUAAGUCUAUGUCAAGGUUCACAUUCAAUAAAAAAUGAUCAGAUUUGAAAUCGUAUGCUAUGUUUGCUUCUUCCCAAAACUAGAUGGAGUAUGUCCAAGCUGUGCUGUGCUCAGGUGGGAAGUGGAUAUGUUGAAAUUUUGAAUGAUUUUUCUGGCAGGCUUUAUACUUUUUCUCCAAAUAUUUACUGUAGAAAAUUUUUAGAGCUGAAAAAGCAACAGUGGCCAAUUUAUAAAAAAACAGAAGUGUUCCUCUGACAGUAGGGCAAAACUAGAAUUAGAAAGCAUUAAGGAUGGGCAUCUGUGGGAGUAGUCCUUGUAAGGCUUGACUGGGAAGAGUCCUUUUUGUAAAGUUAUUGGAAACUACUUUGUAGGUAAAGUCUUCUAAAAAGAUUGGGGUGGAGGGCUUUAUAUCACCUUUCAGCCCAUGUAAUAUUUUAGCUAUCUCAUGUCAUCAUUUUAAGGAGCAGAAGAAUUAUUUGUUCUUUUACUAAAAAUGAAACUGUGGCAGAUAACGGGGUAAGCAGUACUGAGAAGCAUGAUAUUCCACUUAAAAGUUUGCCCUAUUUGUUUUACUGUUAGGCUGUAUAAACAUUUGAGAUUAUCUAAAUUUAGAAAAAAAUAAUUGUACUAUAUAUGUCUAUUCAUAUUAAAAACGUAUGCAAGUAAAGCAAGUUGAUUCUGUUGAGGUACAAUGUUGCAGAAUGGAUUAGUUUGUGAAUGCCAUGUGGACAAAAUCUCGACAUUUUUACGUGCUGAAUAUUCAGGUUCUCAGGUAUCAACAUUGUUUUUAAUUUAAUGAAUAGGAUUUUCUUUAUAUUUGAUGGACAGUUUUCAAUGCCUCCUUCUACACAAAGCAAAGAGAGCUUUAUUAGGGACCGUGGGGAAGGUAUAAUUAUAGGACCACAAGUCAAGAUUAGAACUGCUGUUUUAAAGAGAAGGUGUGCCAGAUAAGGCGUGCUGUGGUAAUUAAGUCCACAGCCACAUGCUGUGCAAUAUCCUGAUGAUUCUUUUACAAAGCAUCACUCUGGCAUCUUGGCCAGCCAGAUAAGGAAAUCUCUGGUUCUCCUAGACGAGUGAUCUCUAGCAAGAAGGAAUCUGGAGGCUCUGCUAGAGAUAGAACACAAGUAUCAGAUGUACAGGGCAUAUUACUUUAUCUGGUGUAGCUUGUUUAAAGAUAACACCCAUAUUUUUACCUUCACUGUGAUAAAGUAAAUUAGUUGUUUAUCUCAUAGCUUUGACUAAUAAUCAGUGUGGUCAUGAUCUGAAGCUGUUACACCACAGUACAAUUUGUUCUGACAAGUUAUAAACAAGGCAGAGAAAUAUACAGCCUAGACAUACUUUGAAGUGGUGUCAUGGGUCUCAUGCUGCAGUGUAAAACCCAAUUUGGAGAAUGGUGAUGACACUAUCACAGCUGAGGAGAUCAGUUAAUUUUAGAAGAUGAUAACAAGUACCUCACUGAGGUGUGUCUUGGAGGACAGGGGUGAAUAGUUUGUGACUUCCCAUAAUCAUGCCUUCUUGGUGUCUACACUGUUUACUCUCAAGGAAAAAUUCUUUCUGAUUAAGUCAAGUUUCAGGAGAUCAAGAGCAAACUAAAACACAAGCCAAAAAUGUUUUCAGAAAUCCAGGUGUGAUUUCAAUUCAACUUCAAAGAGUUGCCACACUUUCCCCCCCCCCCACAGAGUUCCAUUUUGAUUUUGGAUUUUCAGUUCCAUUUUUGCUUCCAUUUAGACAGGGAAAAAAAAAGGCAGAAAACCUGAUGUCUUCUUCUAUCUGUUUUUUGGGUUUUUUCUUUUUUUUUUUCAUCUAUAAGUAAAAGACAGAUAUGUGCUGGCAGACAUAAUCCCAUAUGCAGAUGAUUCUAUGAUUCUAUGAAGCACAGGUCCCAGCUAGGUCUUGUUUUUUGUAAAAGCUCAGUGGUGACCAAAUGCAGCUCGUUUUCCCCCCACAUCCUUCUUGGAACUCCACAGCUUUAACUUUACUUUACUUACUCGUGCUCAUUUCUUUUAUUAAUAAAUCAGGUCAACUGUUUUGGUAGGAAUGAGCAAACACCACUACCAUGGAAACUAAAUUGUUAACUAAAAUUGCAGAAAAAUUGCAUAGCAGAAGUCUUUUUGGUGUAUCUCAACAACAUAACUGCCUCAUGAUUACUGGCAUAUCUCCCAGCUUCCAAGAUGUUGUUAGUGGCAAACAAAAGUACAGUACAGAUUUAUUUUGUGGAGCACCUGCCAUGCAAACAUACUCUCCCAGGCUUUACACAGUAACACAUAUGCAGUAUUGGAAAUGCAAGUAAAACAAUGUUUUAGCAGUAGCAUUUUAGUUUUGGUGAAGAGAGCUUUUUACACCAUCUUUCCAGAGAACAACAGCUUUGAUUUGAACAGGGUCAGCUGCUGAAUACUUCAGAAUAUCAGAAUAUUCACCUUUACUCCUCAGUGGGUUUUACAAAAUUUAUUUUUGUAGGGAUUGUGUUGCUUAUAUUAACUGAAUGCCUGUAUACUGUGUAACCUCUCUUUCUUGUUAUUAGUAAACAAGCAUUCAGGGAUUUUAAAUUCUGGUGACCCCUAAUUUAUUUCUUUCUAAAUUAUACAUCUCUCUGCCUGACUCUUAAACCAUUUCCAUAAAUGCAGCUCCUUAAAUGUUGCUAAGGAGCUGUUCAGAUGGCUGUGUUGCUCACAGCUGUAAUGACUACUUUUGCCUUCCUCUUAUGCUGUACUAUUGUUUUGCAUCUGAAUCUUCCCAAAGCAUGGAUUUCUAGCAGAAAAAUAUCUGAAAGCAUUACAAUAUACUAGUAAAAAGGUCUGAUUCUCUUCAAAUGUGUCCUUUUUUUGAGGCUUACAAAAUCAAGCCAAUUAUAAACUGAGCCAACUGAGACAGCAGCAUUUUCAGAUAGCAAAAAGGAUAAGUAACAAUAAAAGCAUCUCUUGAACAUCAUUUUCACAGGCUCGUGUACAUACCUCUGUCCAAGGCACAUAGUGCAACUCCUUUUACUUGUUAGUUGAUCCUGCCUCUGUUGAGAUACAGAAAAACUAUUUUUAUAUAAGCAGGCCACUGACAUUACAACAGCAUCACUGCUAUAUGGAAGCCAGUUCUAUAUGAUACUGUGCUAAGAGCAGAGAUUUGGUCUGUGACAGACUGACAUCUCCUACCUUCCCAGCCACCAGAGCACAUGCAGUCUGGGGUAUGGAUAUGCUCCAUAUGACCUCUUGAAUGUGUUCCUCUUUGCCUGGUGCCUUUAAAGAUUGAGUGGACCAGGGCCAGGAGUGAGAGCAAGCACAGAUCUCAUUCUUUAUGAUUUGGGCAAUGGUGUUAGGAGGCAAAGGGAUCUGUGGUCUUUGCUUUCUGGAUUGCUUAUAUUUAUUGGCCAAUAUCUGUUUAAUGAAAAAUACAGUGCAGAGUCAGGAAUCUGAAUCACAGCCUCUCCUUUGGACAGUACCCUUAGUUACAAUACUUUUAGUUACAAAUGCUGCAAUUUUUUUUCUUUCUCCAUUGCAAACCAGUCUUUGACUUGUUACUUCAAAAUCAGUGCACUCCAGUAGCUGAUGUUCUGAGCUGGUCAUAAGCUGCAGUAAAAGAGGGGGCACUCACUAUUUUCAUGCCUUUUGUGGCACAUUAGGCAACCACAUUGAUUUUGGAUGAGAUGUUAAUACAUAUUAUUAAUUAUCUUUAUUAUGUCAGUGCCUUAAGCACAGAUCUUUAGGGCAUGUUGGCCUUAAGGCACAUUCCACUUCUCAAAUGAGAUAUUCCCACAUGAGACAGGCAGGGAUUUUCUGGAGAUGACUCCAUAUAGUCCAGUAAGACCAGCUGUUAAAAUCACAGUAAUGAACAAAUCUCUAAAAAGUAAUUUUCAUCAAGUUUUGUAUUUUUUCCACUGUCAUCUUUCAGGAAUACCUCUGUUCAGAGCUGGCCCAGCAGAUAACUCCUUUUUGCCUUCCCUUCCAUGUUCAGACCUAAAAAUUUUUCCUUCUUCGAGGAUGAUCCAAGUUCAUAUCAGGUUGAUGUGCACUUGUCAGCACACCCUUGAAGACAGGCAGCAAACAGCUUAGUGAUGAUAAAUAUACCCAGAAGUGCACCUUUAAGGAGAGGGGAAAAGUUGCUGUCAAAAACUUAUGGAGCAGGGAUUUUGAUGAUGGCAUAUUCAAAUAUCUGAAUUUCAGGUGUGCUACCUUAGCACCUUCUUUACAUCUGUAGUCCGCUAUGAUUUCAUUAAACUGUAAAUUAGAGGACAGAAGUCUCUGGAGCAAUUUAUGUUAGUUUAUGUCCAUGUUCAUAAAAGAUAAAUAUAAGAAUCAGGCAGAGGAGAUAGAAUAAAAACGUUUAGGAAUGGAUGGAAGAUGACAGUAUUGGGAGAAAGUACAGCAGUCUAUAGAAAAGGGAAACUAAAGGGAAAUAAUUCAACGGAGAGAGCUGGGAGAUGACAGCAAAGCUGUGGAACAGUGGGACAAGAAAUGCAGCCUGUACAAGAAUGAAUGUAUAACAUUAUUCCAAAUAGCAGCAAUAUUUUGAAAAAAAAAAAAUCCAACCAAACCAUUAAAUUCCUACAUAAUGUAUUAUAAAAAUGAAGGACCUGAUUUGCCUCUUCUGCAUAUUAAAUUUAACAGACCUCUAAAAUCAAAGGCAAAUAGCAUAUUGGGUCUAAGGAAGAAAAUAAUAACAGAGGACAAAUACUAAAAAUGAAAAUGUUUGGGGAGAAGAGUCUGGACACUUUCAAAAUAAAAUAUCCAUUUUCCCCAGAUUUUUUUUCUAAGGCCUGUUAUGGUAAAAUUAAGAAACACUGAAAAUAUUUUUUAGCAAUGUGUGGUCAAUAUGCACAUUCACAAUCCAUCAAUUUAUCCCACUCUCUCACUGAUCUAUACUAUUUUCCGGAAGUAUUAUGGUCCAAAGAAAGAGGGACAGAGACUGGUGCAUGGCAUUAUCUGCAAAAGACCUGAUAAAAACUCAUUACAUUGUUCACGUCAGGCUCAGAAUGGCAACUGCUGCAGUCACUUCAGUCAGCAGAGGUGCGGAGAAAUCUCAUUUGAUAGUCCUGACCAGAAUGCCAAAUGUGUGCGCAUGCUAGGUAAGGGAGAUGCACGGGUGAGAGGUCAGACAGGGGUUGUCUCCGAGCGCCGUGGCUCCUACCCAUUUAUAGACUUCCGUCUUCUUAACAAUACUGCACUCUCAGGGGAAGUUGGCACCAAGAAAAAAGUGAAAAGACUGUUAAGUUUCCAGAGGUAUUUCCAUGCAUCCCGGUUACUGCGUGGAAUUGUACCACAAGCCUCUCUGUACCUGCUGGAUGAGGACUACCUUGGGCAAGCAAGGCAUAUGCUAUCCAAAGUGGGAAUGUGGGAUUUUGACAUUUUCUUGUUUGAUCGCUUGACAAAUGGAAACAGUCUUGUAACACUGCUUUGUCACCUCUUCAAUGUGCAUGGACUUAUUCACCAUUUCCAGUUAGACAUGGUUACAUUACACAGGUUUUUUGUUAUGGUUCAAGAAGAUUACCACAGCCAGAACCCAUACCACAAUGCUGUCCAUGCUGCUGAUGUCACACAAGCUAUGCACUGCUAUCUGAGGGAGCCCAAGCUUGCCAACUUCCUCACCCCAUCGGACAUCAUGCUCGGACUGCUUGCUGCUGCAGCUCAUGACGUGGAUCACCCAGGGGUCAACCAACCCUUUCUGAUUAAAACUAAACAUCACCUUGCCAGCUUGUACCAGAACGUGUCGGUGCUGGAGAACCACCACUGGCGCUCUACCAUAGGCAUGCUUCGAGAGUCACGGCUGCUCGCCCACCUGCCCAAGGAGGUCACACAGGACAUUGAGCAGCAGUUGGGCUCCCUGAUCUUGGCAACAGACAUCAAUAGGCAGAAUGAGUUUUUGAUCCGUCUGAAAUCUCAUCUUGACAAUCAGGAUUUGAGGCUGGAGGAUGCACAAGACAGACAUUUUAUGCUUCAGAUUGCACUCAAGUGUGCUGACAUUUGCAACCCUUGCCGGGUCUGGGAUCUGAGCAAGCAGUGGAGUGAACGGGUCUGCGAAGAGUUUUACCGGCAAGGUGAUCUGGAACAAAAAUUUGAACUGGAGAUAAGCCCCCUUUGUAAUCAGCAGAAGGAUACAGUACCAAGCAUCCAGAUUGGGUUCAUGACGUACAUCGUUGAGCCACUCUUCGAGAGGUGGGCCCAGUUUACAGGCAACACUCCCCUAUCUGAAAACAUGCUAAACCAUCUCAGGAGGAACAAGGCCAAGUGGAGAAAUUUGCUCCACAAGCAGCACAGCAGUAGUAGGAGCAACGACCACUCAGGCCAAGUGACUGGCAGCCAGGAACAGACUUUAAAUGAAGAAGAGACUCCUUAGUGGCAGCUUUGCACUUUCCCUUCUAGCACUGCUAUCUCCAUCUUGGUCACAGCAGCAAAAAAAGGCCCGAGGAGCAGGAGCCUGUUGUCAACGCCGUGCAAAGGCAAGAAAUGGCAAAGCUCUAAGGGUCCUCAUGAACACACCCAUGGUUCUGCUGGGUUUCUUUCUGAUCUUCACGUUCCUCUCCCCUCUCUCCAUUCUGCGCAUACCUGAUGCCAUGAGUCACUCUUGAUCCCGAUCUGCCCCGAUGCGGAGUCCCGGGAAGCCAGGCCAGUUCCAGCUGCCGUGAAGCAGGGAGGAUUGCUGAGAGAACAGGGGGCACAGAGAGGCACUCUUGGUGAUCUUUUCAUUUACCACAAGUCAUAUUGUGACAUAUGUAUAUAGGCCCAGAGUGCCACACCCUUUCUAGGCUGGCAGCUGGGCUGCAUGUUAAACCACCAGCAUCUCCAGCAUCCAGAGGACAUGGACCGAGCAGGAUGGUGCUCGCAGAGAGCAGAGAGUCGGGUUGUUUUAGUGGUUAAAAACCUUUUUAACUUUUGUAUUCUGUGCACUAAACAACAGAUCUCUAAACCUUGGACUGAAGUUACUCUCCGUAUACACACCUUCAGUGUAACAAGGCUUGUUUUGGUAAUCCUUUUUAUGCCACUUUGGAUAAAAGACAGGCAUCUUCUCAUUGCAAGGAACAGUAUUCCCUCGCAGCUGAAAGGGAAGGUGUAGUAGUCUAAACUUUGAAACACAAACAGAUCUAUCUUUUGAGUACUGUUUCAAGUUACCUGUUUAUAUUCAUAUGUGUACAUUUUCUGUAAAUAGAAAGCGCUACUGAUUCCCAUGCCAAAAUACUGGAGUACUGUGGGAUGAUUGCUACCUGUAAAAACAUUGGCACUGUGAACAGAAUACUGUUAGUUUUAAUACAAGAGAAAGCAUUUGUAAAUAUGGUAUAGAGUUUAUUAAUAUACACCAUUGUUUGUGGAUAAAAGCCUUAACUUCUAGCAUCCUUCAUCUUCUGAUAGCUGCCAAAAUCAUACGAUAACAAGAUACAAUUCUGAACUGCCUUUCCACUAUCCAAGGUGUAUCAAAGGUCAUUAGGGAAUGAAGUCUGGCAGGAUAACUUCUUGAAAACUUCAAACACAUUCCAUAUGGGUCCGUGUUGUUUAUCCAUGGCACCUUGCACAUUCGGUCUAGGCAAAUGUUUCACAGCGCCUGAAGUUUUAAGUUCAAAAAAACCCCCAGGCCCCACAGCAACACCACAUGAUUUGACAGUUCAGCAUGAUUACCAUUUAUUCAAACGUGUGAAUUUUUACUAAAUAGCUUAGUCAUCUACAAAGCACGGCAUUAGUUCUGGAGUUCAGCUGUUUUCUUGAGAGAUGUUGCAGUGUAGCUGAUUUUUUUCCCCACAUUCCCUCCUUAGAUAGUAAGAGUCAAAAGGCAUUUGCAUUUUUCUUUAAAUUAAAAGGAUAAUACUUCAACUGACUUUUAGAUUAGUCUUAGUCAAUGAAGGAAAAUAAUGUGUUGUAGUCAGACUGCUAAAAAUCCUCUUAGCUAUCAUAGUGGCUGAAGAAUUUUCUAUGAUCUCAUCUUUGUGAAAGAUACUUGGCCUUAACUAUGCCAUAAACAACCUCAGUUCUGAAAGUCUUUAUUAAACUUUACUUAAGCUUCUACCAUUUCAGUGAGAUUGUAUUCUCAGACACUACUGCUUUGCACCAAAGGGAUUGUGCCCUGCUCCUGUGCCCCCAGAAAGAAUAACUGCAUUCAGGUGAAGUACAGCAGUGUUGUGAUCCCCCCGUGUACAUGAAAUCUGUACAGCUGCUUUCCAGAAGAACGAGCAGGUAUGGCCAGGUAGUCAUGUUUGGGUAGUCACGUUGAGAUGUGAAGACAUUGAAGAGGCCAACAAAGAAAGAGCUUUUUAAGUUGGUGUUUGAGAAACAUGAGAAAGAUGUUUACUCACAGAAGUGCAAGGGAAAAUAAAAUACAUUUUUCUGAAUUACAGGGGAUAGCGACUUGAUGAGAGAAGGUUCAUGCUCAUAAGGUGACUAAUGUGUUUAGAGGAAAAUAAAAAGCAUGAGUUUCAGUGAAGGAUGCUUUACUCCACUAAUUCUUUGUAUGUAUCUUCAGAGAAAAGAGGCUGAAACACAGUGAAGUAAAAAGGGGCAAAACGAGGUGAGGACACAAAGCACUCCAGAGAUGUUUUUCUGCCCCUCCACUGUUAUGUAAGGUGCAACCAAUAGAAAACCUCCUUCUUCCUCCCACUAAUCUAAAUGAGAUUCAUACAAUAGGGAAGGACCACAGCAAGCAAAGGGCACUCAGGAGAGUUGUAGUAGAAUUAAAUUGUUUCUAACUACAGGACAUAAAUGUCUUCUUAAGCACAUGAGGGUGGUGGGGGUGGAAGCACCACCACUUUGCAGCUUUUUAGGUGUACCUUUCCUUCUGACAGAUGUAGGACAAUUAUUAGGACAUUACGUGAGCAAUGUAAUGCACUGCUUAGAAGCACUUAAGUCCAUACAAAAGAAUGUAAUUUCCUGUGUUUUUAUCUUUUUUCUAAGAAAUGGAAGCCCUUUGCCAUCUAGCUCAAAUAAUUUUUUUAAAAUGUACUGAAAUUUAGUUAAACUCAGCAUCUAGCAGCGUAAAAAGCUCUUGACAGAAACAUUGUCGAGCUGUUUCUGAAGAGCUUCCAGAAAAUAGGUCCAACAGGAAAGCUUAGGUACAAAUCAAAUUUUGUUGCAGCCACAUGAAACCCAAGCCCUUUUCUACAAGUGGAACCUACAGGUUCCAUUACAAGUUUGCUCUUGCAACUUUAAAACUUUCCAACUUUAAAAAGGUCUUCUGAAAAUUAUCAGGCCCUUACAAACUAGUAAGGGCCAAAAUUAUUAUAGGGGAUUCUGGUGUGCUGAGCAUACCUGCUAGAUUUCAAUCACCUUGUCUAAUGAAACAGUGCUUGAAAAAGGUUCAGGGUGGCCCCAGCAACGCUUCUGUCCUUGUGAGCCAAACCCAUUGCACAGGUUUGGGCCUGGGCCAGUUUGCCUCAGGUGCUCCAGACAGAAGUGCUCAGAAAGGGUAGGCUCUGGCAGCCAGAUUCCCUGGGGUCUGUAAUGCAAAAUGUAACCCUCUGAUUUCCCAUAGAAACCCUAACUGGUACCAGGCAGUGCAGGAGCACCAGUGCUUAGCACAUGCAGUUGUGACACACGUGGUGUUCUCUGGUUUGGAGGGCAUUUCUGCACUGGGGUUUCUCCCCAGUGUGCCAACAGGCUGCUGAUGCACAGAAUAGAAAAGCUAUGCAGAUAACACAGAUUUUGGUGGUGUCAGCCCUAUCAGCCACCUUACAGAAGGCCCUCGUAAAUUAUUUUUCCUUCCCACUGGGCCAGUGCAGCUGAAAGAUUUUGAAGUUUUCAAACUGAGUUAAGGUUUUCAUAUCUAGAAAGAGGGAAAAAAACUGUUAAAAGCAGGAUGUUAAAAUGUUUUUAUGCCCCACAAACGAGAUUGAAAUUCAGCUCCUCUAAAUGAAGAGUCAUACCAUCUAAGAGGCAAAAUUUUGUACAACUAACAAUAAGUGAUAAUAAGUGAAAAUCUUAGGUUGGUUAAAAUAAUGCAUACGUAUGCAUUGUCAUUAAGUAAAGAUUUUACCUACCUUUGUGUUUGUAAGUGUCAGUGGUUCAGCCACCAAUCAAAUGGGCAGUAAAAGGAUUACUGACAACAUGUACCUUUGGAAUACAAGGAACAAAGACAGGAGUAGUUGAGAUUGAGUCUGUGGAGGAAAAAGAAAAAAAAAAAAACACAUGAUCUGCAGUUGUGUCUAACCUAAUCUACAACACAGGUCAAUUAGUUUUGUAUAAACUUGGUUUUCAUGAACAAAACCAAAACCUCCCCAACAAUUAAUGAGAAAGCUGUAAAUAAGAUAAGGCUGUUGUUACACUGCAUAGUGAUCUCACCAGCUUUUGCAAUCUGGGGUUUCAAUUUCUGUUAAAGUUCCCAUCAAAUUAGAUACAGAAGGCACACUUAGCCCUUCCAAAUGAAUUCUCCUUAGAAAGGAAAAACUCAAGUAGUCACAAUUUUAUUUUCAGGUACCAGACAGGGUACCAGCCAUAAUUUAUUGCCUUUUAAGUCACUAAUCUGAGUUGUCCAUAAAGUAUGCCCAUUCCCCUCCUGAUGUCACCAUGAUCCCCAUGGCCCACAGAAAUCAAUAAUUAAAUUUGAAUUAAAACCCUCCAAAUAAAAAAAAAAUCCAUCCCAAAACACAAAACAAAAGGCAAGCUUCAUGCCAUGAAUAUGUAUUCAAAUUACUUUGAUUGGUGCAAACUGUUGCUCUUUGUUUCUAUAAUCUAUCCAAUAUUUUAGGUACAUAAACUUUUAAGUGCAGACCAUAAGCUUGACUUGGAUGUAAAAUAUAUUCUGCUUAUCUUUGAAUUCAAGAUUGUAUAUGUCAUGUUUAUUGUAAAGCAUUUUAUAUAUACAUAGUCACAUAUCUUAUACAACUCUAUGGGCCAAACACUGGUCCCCCCAACUUCACUGGGACCAAGAAUCAGCCCCCAUAUGUGCGUAUAUAUGCCAUAUGCAUCAUUCUGAAAGGAAGCACUAGAUUGUGUGAAAAUGCUGUGACUGCUAUGCAGUGAUGCCAAGAGACUUAACUGUAUCUUUUUUAACAUACUGCUGUAAGUAUUCAUCAUGUCGAAGAAUGACAGCUAAUAAAAAAAAAAAAAA